UAGCUUUUGCAUUGGUAUCCGGUCCUAGAAACUUUGAUAUUUAAGGAAUCUGAUGUUUUAGAUUUCUCUAUUGGAGCUGAUGGAACUGUUGCUAUGAUUAAAAAAGAUAAUGAAGUAUAUAUCAGAACUAUUCAUGCUAAUAAAUGGGAACGAAUUAGUUAUGGAAAUUAUGAACAUAAAAAUAUCUCCGUUUAUGAUUAUUAUACGAUUUAUACUAUAGAUUCUCGUAAUCAUUUAAUUAAAGCUUCUUAUGAUUUGAUGUCUAGCACAUAUAACUGGAAUUGCGAGUGUAAUAAAAAAUAUUAUCAAAUUUCUUGCCCUCUUGAAAUGGGUGAUGAAGAUAAUUUUAAUUCAAUAUGGAUCAUAGAUAGCAAGAAUUAUAUUUGUAAAAACUCUUUUAAUAAAUAUAUUGCUAUAUCAGAAUCUCCAUUUAAACAAAUUAAAGUUUUAAAUGAUCAAUACAUAAUUGGAAUUGAUAUCAAUAAUAACUUAUGGAAAUAUCGUGAUGGAGAUUGGGUUUUGGUUAAGAGUAAUGUUAAAAGUGCAACUCUUAAUUAUCUUGGUGAAAUUUAUUUUAUUGAUAACGAUAAUUUAGUUUUUAGAAUUAAAAAAUGAAAAGCAGAAAGAUUUGUAAAUAUGUAUAAUAUACAACAAAUAAAUAAAUAUAUAUGUGAAAUA
Rhizophagus irregularis DAOM 181602=DAOM 197198 is the source of this 678-nucleotide messenger RNA. The record is from RefSeq and is a predicted model, not a curated record. Lineage: Eukaryota; Fungi; Glomeromycota; Glomeromycetes; Glomerales; Glomeraceae.